Trichosurus vulpecula (common brushtail) is the source of this 2340-nucleotide messenger RNA. Its product is annotated as AP-3 complex subunit sigma-2. Gene Ontology annotation, biological process: intracellular protein transport; Golgi to vacuole transport. Gene Ontology annotation, cellular component: membrane coat; AP-3 adaptor complex; intracellular membrane-bounded organelle. NCBI's taxonomy places the organism in Eukaryota, Metazoa, Chordata, Mammalia, Diprotodontia, Phalangeridae. The transcript is spliced from 6 exons. Bases 65 to 646 code for a protein of 193 amino acids. The record is from RefSeq and is a predicted model, not a curated record.
AGUCCUGGCGGAAGCAGCCGGAAGCGGUGCCUGAAAAUCGGUAGCGGCGUGGGCUCCCGGAAAGAUGAUCCAGGCGAUUCUGGUGUUUAACAAUCAUGGGAAGCCACGGCUGGUCCGCUUCUACCAGCGUUUCCCAGAAGAGAUUCAACAGCAGAUUGUCCGGGAGACUUUCCACCUUGUCCUCAAGAGGGAUGACAACAUCUGUAACUUCCUAGAGGGGGGGAGUUUGAUUGGCGGUUCUGACUACAAGUUGAUUUACCGGCACUAUGCCACUUUGUAUUUUGUGUUUUGUGUGGAUUCUUCAGAAAGUGAACUGGGGAUCUUGGACCUCAUUCAGGUUUUUGUGGAGACACUAGACAAGUGUUUUGAAAAUGUCUGUGAGUUGGACUUGAUCUUCCACAUGGAUAAGGUUCAUUACAUCCUGCAAGAGGUGGUGAUGGGUGGUAUGGUACUAGAAACGAACAUGAAUGAAAUUGUGGCCCAGAUUGAAGCUCAAAACAAAUUGGAGAAAUCAGAGGGUGGCCUUUCAGCAGCCCCUGCUCGGGCUGUAUCUGCAGUGAAGAACAUUAAUCUCCCUGAGAUCCCUCGGAACAUCAAUAUUGGGGAUAUCAACAUCAAAGUUCCCAACCUCUCUCAGUUUGUCUGAGGACUUGAAGUAGCAUCAGUUGGAUCAAACAAAACUGAAUCUCUUUGAAAACCCAAGGCCAGGCUGAUCAUGGAUCUCAGCAAAAUUUGAGUCUUAGCAGCAUUAAGACCUGAGGCCUGGUCUCUUUUUGUUUGGGCAGACUCGUGGGUGUGGGAUUAGGGAAAAGUCAAUAUCAUAUCACAAUCUCUGUACACAUGUCCAACGUGAAGUUCUUCAUUGCCUGCAGGUACAACAUUCAUGUGGGCGAUGCAUAUCCCACUUAAGUAAAUCAGCUAGCUUCUCAAAUCUCUUGCCCCAUUUUUUUCCGCAUGCUGAAUCUCCCUGAGGGUAGUGGUUGUUUGAGUUAGUCCUCACAGAUUCUAGGGGCGCAGAUAUCUAGAGGGUCAUUAUUCUCAGUGCCAGAAGAUUCUUGUGGUUAUUACAUCUUUCUGCUAGGUGCCAAGGAUUGGCUCUUUAGAUUCAGGUUCAGGAAAGCUGGCUUUCUUCUGAAGUUUAUCAGAAAAUGAUAGGUGUGGGGGACUGAUUUUCAUAGAAGUCUGAAUCACCUGCUGGCUUGAUUAAGGUGAUUGUAGCCAAUAUUCUUCCAUAUAACCAUGCCUUUUUAUAUAGCAAAUAACAUUUCUUCCCCCAAGAAAAUAUCUUCUUUUCUGUCAAGAAUCCAAGAUCUGGGUUUUUUGGGUUUUUUUUUUGGUGUUUUAUGAAAAGUCCAUAGUGAGAAACAUGACAGCAGCUGCUUAUCCAUGGAUUGACAAUGGAUCUACAAACACCCAAAUUCUCAGCAGAUGAUAAAUCUAGUAAGCUCCCUACCUAAGGAAUGGCCCUGGCUGAUGGAGUAUUUUAAGAGCUGGGAGACUUACUUUUGUAGCAAUUGAUGUGAGAUAUUUGGAUUAUUUUAGGCUUAUAGUUCUAUUGUGGUCUUUUCUGAGGAAUCUUCCCUUGGCUUACCUUCAGUUGGGAGUUCUAAGUUCAGGACUGAAUGUUGCUUUUACCUCUUCUAUAUGAUAAACCCACUAUAGUUUCCAUUUGAAGACUAGGACAGGGACUGGUAGGAGUAAAGGAGCCGUGGGGGUGGGGCUCAAGGUGAGAAGUGGAGAUGCUCAAGGACUGCAGUGAGGAGUGUCAGCUGAAUCUCUGGUUGAGGAUAAUGAGUUUAAUGAGGCCCUUCCUGAAUUUCAAGACAGGAUGUGUCCCUUUCCUCUCCUCCAUGACUUGCAUAUCUUUUUUUAUGGUAAAUUUAUAGGUAAACUGCUCAUAGUAAUAUUCAGAUUCCUGUCCUCCCCACCUGCCUUUCCACUGGACCUGAUCAGAGACUGCAAAGCAGUUAUUUCAACAGUACACUGUGUUACCUGUAUGGUCAAAUGCUUCUUUUGAUUGUAAUAAGAAAUCUUUCAACCUAAGGGGAACCUCUGUUUUGUACAAAACUGUGUGCUGUCCUCUUCUCUUCUGGGGGAACUGAGCUGUUAUUUUGUUUCUUAAACUUCAUGGGAAGGUAAGUUUACUUGACUCAUAGGACCAUGGUUGAAGAAUGUUUUUGUCCAUAUUUGAAUUGUGCAACUCAUGACUCUUGGUCUUUUCACCCUACCACAUAUUUUUUUGAAAGAAAAUCACUGUCAUUUCACAUUACUUUCCCCAACCUCUCCCCAGAACUGUCCCUGGUAAUAAAUAGAUAUAAUUGUGCAAAACAAAUCAAUACA